CUAGCCAUUCCUAUCGACACUUUAUGCACAUUUCACCAGCACACUAUAAGCACCUAUGCGCCCAUCACUACGGCUCUUAGCCAAUCAAACCGGUUCUAAGCCGUCUGCUGGAGCUGCUGGUCGUCUUCGCAACAAACCUCCUCCCCUGAGUUUGGACCAAUUCAUCCAACGACAGCGGGUUUUGACACUAUGGCGCGACAUUGUUCGCAGUUUAUACAAAAUUCCCGCAAAUAGGCGUGGCGAGCCUAUCACAUAUGCAAGGACCGAGUUUGAGAGAAAUCGACAUGUCCAGGAUAUCCAGCAGAUUCGUUAUUUGAUUUCUACCGGCAAAACCGAGUUCGAGGCCAUGAGGAGAUAUAUCGACGAACUGGCAACUUGAAAACGCUAAAUUCAUUCAUGGCCCUAACAACUAUGUGGAGUGGCAACCCUGUUGGACCAUCUAGGGUUAUCCCUUUGACCCUCGAGUGAGUUGAGCACGUCCAUGGGGUUGAUCCCAAGACAUAAAACGUGAAUCGACGAUUCUCGAAAGGUCACAAGUGCGUCUACGAAUGUAUUUGCAUAUUCGACUUGGCCAAAGUACUACAAUUGCUUUCAACAAAAGAUACAUCUGUACUUUACUGCUGGUCCUCGAUACACUUUGACAUUGCUACUGGCAGCUUAAAGCUCUCUCUGGAUAGUCGUCGUCAACUGGGACAUCACCGCAACAUCAAGCUUGACCUUUCACCAUUUUGUGGCAGUACUGUCCACUCUCAAUCUUACGCACAACAAUACGAGACCCUGCACGAUGAGACGAGCAUCACUCGCUCAAGUACCUAAUCCUACGCCGUCUUGUGCACCACACCCAUCAAACCUUCUCAUAACACUCAAAUAUCAGAUCACAUUUUCCUCCUUUAGGGAUAACCAGAAAGUGAUCCUUCAUCGACAUGCUCUCUUCGGUCGUUGUCGACGGCGACUUGACACGGAACCUGCGCAGUAAUGUGGCCGUAAUCAUUUUCAACUCCAUCAUUGCCAGGUUCUUUCCCAGACAGGCACGCGGUCCCGUGGAGAAGGGCAUGAAGAGCACUUUCAUCUCGUUAGACAUUUCCCCAAGUUCCAUCCACCGCUCAGGAAGAUAUGCAUCGGGGUUUGGGAAGACGACUGGGUCACGUUGCGUCGUAUAACACUGCGCCGACACGACGGUCUACCAGAAGAGAAAUUAUUAGCUGGAAAUCGACAGGCAAGGACAUCUCCCACCUUUUCCGGUAUCAGAACUCCAUUCAGCACUCGUCCUCCCUGUGGUGUCUCCCGAACCAAGCUUGCUGGAGCUGCCGGGUGUAGUCGUAGCGCUUCUGCGAUCACUGCCUCUAGAAUAGGCAAGUCCUUGACUUGGUUGUACGAAGGUAUGCCAUUGACCCACUCUGACUGUGCCGAAAGCUCCUUGUGCAGUCUCAAUUGCCACUCUGGCCGCCGGGUGAGCUCCCAGAAAAGGUAUGUCAGGGUUGUGCUGGUCGUAUCUGGUCCCGUAUUAGCGACAUGUCGACCUUGUUCAAUCUGCCGAUGGCGUCAUAUACCUGUUCCUGCAAACACCAAAUUCCCAAUCUCCGAGUACACUUGAAAAUCUGUCAAGGUCUCAUCACGACCCUUGGGACUGAGGAUCUUGGUCAGAAGAUCUUUCCGUCCAGAGUCUCGGCCGUGCUGUGCGACAUACGUUUCAAACGCGGUUUUGCCAUACUGUCACCAGUCAGGGCUCCAUCGCCAAGAUUGAGAUAGUUACAUGAGUUGGGCUCACCUGUCUAAGCCUAUCUGUUGAUUUAAGAAAGUGCUUCACUGCCGGCAAAGGGAGCCAUCGAACAACCUGGUAAAUAGGCCAAAAAUUCGAUUUGAU
Molecule: messenger RNA, 1864 nt
Organism: Exophiala mesophila
Lineage: Eukaryota; Fungi; Ascomycota; Eurotiomycetes; Chaetothyriales; Herpotrichiellaceae
Exons: 1
Coding region: 56-379 (107 amino acids)
Cellular component (GO): mitochondrion
Source: RefSeq, a predicted model, not a curated record